AUGGAGGAAAACUGUUUAACAGAACAAACUUUUAUGGUGUGGUCUGUCAUGUUGGAAGAUAUUUGUGAAGCCAAAGGCUUUGAUCUUGAAGAGGUGCAGUUGGAACUGACUAGCUGUGGUCUGCCUGGCUCCAUACACGUGACUGUACCGCAGUACAGAACGUUUUUCGAUACUUACAGAUCCAAAAAUGCAAUGAUUAAUGAGAAGGGACAUAAAUAAAUUUCCUAUCUGAAGAGAGUGCCGUUAGAAAUUAUACUUAACUAGCUACUUCC
Messenger RNA from Spodoptera littoralis (African cotton leafworm), 272 nucleotides. The record is from the annotation of a GenBank genome assembly. Lineage: Eukaryota; Metazoa; Arthropoda; Insecta; Lepidoptera; Noctuidae.